UGGCUGUCCCCCCCCAACCCCCUACCCCAACAGGCGGGUAGCCGUCCCGGACCGGACCGGACCGGACCGGAAGGUAGCGGGGAGGGACUCCUGAAGUGAGGGGUGGGUUGGCGGACGGUAGACGCUCUCUCUCGGAGACUGUCCGAGGGCUAGAAUUCAGAGAAAACUUUCUUCUCGUGCUCCACCCGGUGAGCUCCCAAAUCUGCAAGCCGGGAGACUUGGGGAGAGAAGGGGGGGGGGGCGAGAUAGGGUCCAGAGGUGUUCAUAGAGUUGGGUUAUGUAGGAACCAGGAGAAUAGUUCCUUUCUGAACGGAGAGCUCUCCCCACUGCUCCAGCCCCAUACUUAGAACCCUCACCCUCUUUCAAAAGAAUGGCAGUUGAGACUCACUGGCCCUCUGGGGAAGCUGGGAGCUACUCUCACCCCCUCCCCUAUUACCUUUCCUCUGCUUCUCAUUCACCUGGAGGCUCGACUUACCUUCCACUGGAAAAAGAGGAAAUAAUGAAGCCACACCCCGAUUACCCAGGAAUUAACUCCUGACAUGAGACUGAAGGUGUGCCCAGUACUGCCAUCCGAGAGAUCUCUCUGCUUAAGGAACUUAAUCACCCUAAUAUUGUCAAGCUGCUGGAUGUCAUCCACACAGAAAAUAAGCUUUACCUGGUUUUCGAGUUUCUGCACCAGGACCUCAAGAAAUUUAUGGAUGCCUCUGCUGUCACUGGCAUCCCUCUUCCCCUCAUCAAGAGCUAUCUGUUCCAGCUGCUCCAGGGCCUAGCAUUCUGCCAUUCUCACCGGGUCCUGCACCGAGACCUUAAGCCCCAGAAUCUGCUUAUCAAUGCAGAGGGAUCCAUCAAGUUGGCAGACUUUGGACUAGCAAGAGCCUUUGGAGUCCCCGUUCGUACUUAUACUCAUGAGGUGGUGACCUUGUGGUACCGAGCACCUGAAAUCCUUCUAGGCUGCAAGUACUACUCCACAGCCGUGGAUAUCUGGAGCCUGGGCUGCAUCUUCGCUGAAAUGCACCUAGUGUGUACCCAGCACCAUGCUAAGUGCUGUGGGGAACACAGAAGAAAUGGAAGACACAGUCUCUGCCCGCUGUGCUCCUAUCUAGAAGUGGCUGCGUCACAAGGAGGGGGGAUGACCGCAGUGUCUACCCCAUACCCCGUGACCCGGCGGGCCCUGUUUCCUGGAGAUUCUGAGAUUGAUCAACUCUUCCGGAUCUUUCGGACUCUGGGGACCCCAGAUGAGGUGGUUUGGCCAGGAGUUACUUCUAUGCCUGAUUAUAAGCCGAGUUUCCCCAAGUGGGCUCGGCAAGAUUUUAGCAAAGUUGUGCCUCCACUGGAUGAAGAUGGACGGAGCCUGUUAUCGCAAAUGCUGCACUAUGACCCCAACAAGCGGAUUUCAGCCAAAGCAGCCCUGGCCCACCCUUUCUUCCAGGAUGUGACUAAGCCAGUACCCCACCUUCGGCUGUGAUGUCCUUCCCAAAGCCCUCCUCACCCUUGGUCUGACUUGACUCUGGGCCUUUUUGGACACAGGUCAGCCUUCUACUCUUUUCUGGCUGUCUUAGCACUCACUGUUUCUCUUGGUCAGCCAGUUCCAGGGACUCAGAGGUGCAGGGAAAGAUGAGGUGACAGGAAAAGUGUUGGUAUCAGGUGCUUCCCUACCUUCUCUCCCUCUUAGUCAUUCCCGAGGAUUGGUAUUCAAAACAAAACAAACCUUCCACUCUCUACCCACCCCCAUGCCAAGUUUUGCCAUCCCAGUCUUAGAUUGUCUCAUAAUUAUUGUGUCCCGUGUUUAGGAAGACACACCCCAGACCUCCUGGUGCCACUGUUUUGUAAAGGCCAAGUUGGGACAUUUCGGAACCAAGCAAGAGAGGUCUGUUUUAAUGAAUUAGAUGAGAAAAGAUAGAUCCAAACAGUUUACACCUUAGUUGUAGUGUCUGGCCUCACCUGACAAUCAAGGAGGCCCUGCUGGAGAAGCAGAAAUGUUUCCCUUCAGCUCUCUGUCUACCUUCUGCAGGGCAAGAGGAGUCAGGAGGGGACGGGGCUUGGUCUGUUCACCAUGGCUCGCAAGGCAAGGUGAAAGACACUGGAAUCUUUCUUUCAGUAAUGUUACUGUUUUCUGGUGCUAACAACUGAACCCAGGACCUCGCCCUCACUAAGCAAAUGCGCCACCCAUGAGCCAGAUUUUCUAGCCCUCUUUUUGGAGUCUUAGCUCUUCAGUUUUUCAGAGGUCCCUGUUGCCAUAUUCCUCUGAGAGUCACCCCUGACUCCAUAGUGGAAGUGAAGCUUUAGAUGUCACUUUGAAAGGCUUUGACCUGGUCAGGUCAUCAGGGGACAUUUUCUAUAAAAGAGUUAACAAUUAUAUUUAUAUUUCAAGUUAUAGUAGUUGGAUAUUUUGGUGUUUUGAUUUUUCUUUUUUGGGGGGCAGGGCAGUGUGGAUGGAUUUGUUACCAUGUGCACUUUGGAAUUUUGUAAUGCAAUUGUUGAAAGAAAAUAUUUCUUUUAUGAUCUCCCUGUACCCUUUGUGCUCCAGUGUUCUGUUAAUAUUAUUUGUAAUUUAGUUUGUAAUUCAUUAAAAGAAAAUAUUCUCAGUUGUA
This is a messenger RNA of Mesocricetus auratus (golden hamster), 2591 nucleotides long. It is a transcript of the gene Cdk2, whose product is annotated as cyclin dependent kinase 2. Gene Ontology annotation, cellular component: cytoplasm; cyclin-dependent protein kinase holoenzyme complex; nucleus. Gene Ontology annotation, molecular function: ATP binding; cyclin binding; cyclin-dependent protein serine/threonine kinase activity. The coding region runs from base 695 to 1465 and encodes 256 amino acids. Gene Ontology annotation, biological process: signal transduction; protein phosphorylation; G1/S transition of mitotic cell cycle. Lineage: Eukaryota; Metazoa; Chordata; Mammalia; Rodentia; Cricetidae. The transcript has 8 exons. The record is from RefSeq and is a predicted model, not a curated record.